Messenger RNA from Arachis duranensis, 2337 nucleotides. RefSeq lists its product as uncharacterized. The transcript has a single exon. The record is from RefSeq and is a predicted model, not a curated record. Lineage: Eukaryota; Viridiplantae; Streptophyta; Magnoliopsida; Fabales; Fabaceae. The coding region runs from base 1 to 2337 and encodes 778 amino acids.
AUGACGGACAACUCACCAGAGGAUGGUCAUACAGCGUCUGAUUCCGAACAAAAAAAUCCAGAUAUCAAAAACAACGACACGGACCUGACCCUUCAUCAAGGAACCAACGACCAGUAUAGAGAAGGCACCUCUGGGCUUAUGAACCCAAAGGUAAACUCCUCAGAAGGACGAGAAUCCGGAAAGGAAGGGCCACCCCAUGCAAUCGAGCUAAUGGGGUUGGUCCACAGUUACCAAGGUCGUUUGGAACAGCUGAAACAAGAAUUAGAACAACAACGAGAGGCAGAACAAAAUCUCAGGGAAGAGAUAGAGCGACAAAAAGAGUUGGAAGAAAAACUCUUGAAGCUCGAAUCUUCCCUUAGAAGUCGGAACUCCUGUGGCGACCGAGAAGAGUCGCCCCUGGAAGGAGAGGACCCAUUCAGUGAGGACAUAAUGAGAGCGAAAGUUCCAAGAAACUUUAAAAGCCUUGAUAUGAACCUCUAUGACGGAACCACAGACCCAAAGCAUCAUUUAAGCAAUUUUAAAAGUUGGAUGUAUCUGGCUGACGCUUCUGAUGCGACUCGCUGCAAAGCUUUCCCGACAACCCUGUCGAAAGCAGCGAUGAAGUGGUUUGACAGCCUUCCACCAAGGUUGGUUACCAGCUUUGAGGACCUCUCGAGAAAGUUCUUAAUGAGGUUCUCCAUCCAGAAGGAUAAAGUAAAGCACGCACCGAGUCUCCUGGGAGUUAAACAAGAGGUCGGAGAACCUCUACGCGACUACAUGGAAAGGUUCAACAAAGCGUGCUUGGAAAUCCAAUACCUGCCCACAGAGGCAGUUAUCAUAGAGCUAGUAAAUGGACUUAGAGAAGGCCCCUUCUCUCAGUCCAUAUCAAAAAGACACCCCACCUCUUUGAGUGAUGUACAAGAGAGAGCAGAAAAGUACAUCAACAUGGAGGAAAACGCCAGAUUACGGGAGCCAAGCUGGCGACAGGGGCCUCCUCACUCAGCAAAAGAGAAAGAAAGGGAACCCAAGAAAAAAGAGGAGGUCAGUCCUGACAGGCCGAGGAGAUAUCACUCCUAUACUCCUCUAAAGGUUUCCCUAGGAGACGUAUACAGAGAAAUCUGUAAUACUGAAAGAUUGCCGCCCCCUAGACCCAUCAAAAACAAAAAGGGAGGAAGCUGCGUUGACUACUGUGAAUAUCACAAGAUGUAUAGCCACUCAACAAAUAAUUGCUACGACCUUAAAAAUGUGAUAGAAAGGUUGGCCAGGGAAGGCCGACUUGAUAGAUAUCUCAUGGAAAGGUCGGACAAUCAUAGGAAAAGAAAGCGAGAUGAUGAGGACAGAAGAGACCCACCACCACAAACCCCCGAGAGAUACAUACAUAUGAUCUCUGGAGGAUUUGCGGGAGGGGGACUCACUAAAUCAUCUCGCAAAAGACACCUAAAGCGAGUUUAUCAAGUCGAAAACGAGUCUCCCGAUCUCCCGACCAUCUCAUUCACUAAAGAGGACGGGCAGGGGAUCAUGCUCGGGCAUGACGAUCCGGUGGUGAUAACCAUGAUCUUGGUAAAUGCCAACCUCCACAGAAUCCUGGUGGACCAAUGGAGUUCGGCAGACAUCCUCUUUAAGCCCGCAUUCGACAAACUAGGGUUUGAUGAAAUGGAGCUAAAAGCUUACCCGGACACCUUGUAUGGGCUAGGAGACAUGCCAAUUAAGCCACUGGGAUACAUCCCCCUCCACACGACCUUUGAAAAGGGGGAAAAUUCUAAAACUUUGAGCAUAAACUUUAUCGUCAUAAAUGUCGGAUCGACGUAUAACGCCUUAAUCGGCAGGACUAUGCUAAAUCGGCUUGAAGCGGUGGUGUCAAUCCCUCACCUUUGCAUGAAAUUCCCAACACCCAAGGGAAUAGCAACGGUACGGAGAGACCAGAAGUUGGCAAGAAAAUGCUACAAUGAAAGCUUGAACCUCCGAGGAAAAAACAAGGAAGUUCACACCAUAGAGCUUGGAGGAAUAAAAGCUAAAGAAGAGUUGCGGCCACAGCCGGGGGGAAGGACUGAAGAGGUUCAAAUAAGAAAAGAGGAAGGAGAAAAUACCAACAUAGGGGCCAGCCUAGAAGGAGACUUGAGACAGAGGCUGAUAAAGCUCCUGCAAGAUAAUUCCGACCUCUCCGCUUGGAAAGCUUCCGACAUGCCAGGGAUUGACCCUCAGCUCAUGUCCCACAGCUUUCAGUACACCCCAGAUCGUGACCCGUACAGCAGCACAGGCGCAAGCUCGGAACAGAACGAGCUCAAGUGGUGGAGGAGAAAGUGCAAGCCCUCCUGGAGGCCGACUUCAUCCGAGAAGUCAAGUAUCCAGCAUGGCUAG